GGGACCGGCCCAACUGCUCUCCUCAUCUAAAAGUACACAAACUGUCUGCGACACCCGGGCACAAAGCAGAAGUGGAAAUCCUGAGCGAGAUGAGAGAAAGCCUGCGAGGCUUGUCGGAGGAAGAGCUCGAGACACGAGUCUGCUAAGAGGAAGAAGGGGAGAAAAGAGGGAACAGAACAUCCAGUCAGAAAAACAAAGACGUCUGCUGUGUUUCAAAGACUUCAGCUCUGCUGUUUGGGGGGAGAAGAGACUGCAGGGUGCUCCAUGAUGUGGACUUUGUCAGGCAUGUGGAUCUUGUGACAACUUUGCUCCUUUGGAGGUGAGACAAUCCAAAAAAACUGAGCCCUGAGUUUGGACAACGGGACAGGAUCUAGUUAUAAGGACAGUCGUCUGAAGGAUGCAUUUGAAUGAGGAUAACCCAACACCUUACGCUCACAAUGGACUACAUGGGUGAGAAGGAUUUGUGUUCGACUGGUAUAUCAGAGUGAGCAAAAGUGAGUGCAUCUGGUGGGCUGAAGCCUGGGAAGAGAGACCGAGCAGGGGGAGGGGGAGAAGCUCCAGCCUGAGUCUCUGUCCUCUCUGGGGAGGAAUCUUUUCAGCACCGAUCAGCCCACAGAAGUAAGUACACGAGGGUGAGGAAAGCUAAUCAACUUUGCAAUGUCCCAUCCGGAGGACCCUUUAGUGCCGAUGGCCUGACUGCGCCUCCUCGGUGUCGGACGGCUCUGGGUUUUGUUCUUUUCCUCCAUGGACAGUCGCUUUGGCUCAUGAUGAAUAACACCACCGACGCGCAGGACAAUUCCAGCUGCAUCAAGAAUGACAUGUUCAAGUACCCCCUGUACAGCACGGUCUUCAGCAUUGUGUUUGUCGUCGGACUCAUCACCAACGUGGUGGCCCUUUACAUAUUCACGUGCUCCCUGAAGCUGAGGAACGAGACCACCACGUACAUGAUGAACCUGGUGGCGUCCGACCUGCUGUUCGUCUUCACGCUGCCGCUGAGGGUCUUCUACUUCAUCAACAAGAACUGGCCCUUCGGGGGCACCCUCUGCCAGAUCUCCGUCUCGCUCUUCUACACCAACAUGUACGGCAGCAUGCUCUUCCUCACGUGCAUCAGCGUGGACCGCUUCCUGGCCAUCGUGCACCCUUUUCGCUCCAAGACGCUCAGGACCAAGCGCAACGCCAGGAUAGUGUGCGCUGCCGUGUGGGUGCUGGUGCUCUCCGGGAGCCUCCCCACCGGGUUCCUGCUGAACAGCACCACAAAGGACUCGCAUGGCAGCAACACGUUCUGCUUCGAGAACUUCUCAUCCAAGACGUGGAAAUCCCACCUGUCCAAAGUGGUGAUCUUUAUAGAGACAGUAGGCUUCCUCAUCCCUCUGCUGCUUAACGUCUGUUGCUCCAUCAUGGUGUUGCAGACACUGCGGCGCCCGCAGACCAUCAGUCGCGGCGGAAAGGUGAACAAAAAAAAGAUCCUGCGGAUGAUAAUCGUGCACCUGUCCAUUUUUUGCUUCUGCUUCAUCCCCUAUAACGUCAACUUGGUGUUUUACGCCCUGGUCCGCACGAACAACCUGACGGGCUGCUUUGUCGAGUCGGUGGUGCGAACGAUCUACCCGAUAGCGCUUUGCAUCGCCGUGUCCAACUGCUGCUUUGAUCCCAUCGUGUACUACUUCACCUCAGAGACCAUCCAGAACUCCAUCAAGAGGAAGUCUCAGGCCUCCCGUUCGUUCGACGUCAAGUUCUCUGAGGCCCUGCAGUCGGAGAGCGGCUCCACUUUGCAGUGCAGCCUCAGGAACCUGAAAGCUAAGGUCUUCCACAACGAGUCUUCCGUGUGAAAGUUUUCAAAUAGUUUUCUCUGGAACGCUUUUCCUAUUUUGGACUUCAUCUCAGGGCAAAAGCUUUAAACUGUGGAAUUUAACAGCGUCUGCUUUGCUGCUUCACCACUUGACCCUCUGCUCACAUGCGAGGCUUUGUUACGACUACUUACACAUUGCUGUUUCCUGUGGAUUAUGCUGUAACAGUGUUUAACACGGUUACUCAGCCCGGUGAUGCAUUAAGGGAAUAUGAUCACUGGAGUGCAGUACAGUUCUAACUUUAACAUAUUAAUGUAUCUGUAUAUAUGUAUAGUGAGUUGUGGUGCUAACUGUAGGCCAUUAUAUAUUAAGUUAACAUAAAGAUAUUCCAUGUACAGGACUUUUUGUUUGUUUGGUAUUAAAAGUCAUUCUGUAAUUCACUUUUGUGAAUGUGUCAUUUAUUUUUUUAUGUAAUGGUGAAUUACAGAAUGUAAGGGUGACUCUUUGUUAAUGAUGUUGUUCUGAGAACAUUUCAUUGUAGUCUCAUUACUGAAUCUUAAAUGCACUGAAAGACUUCCUCCCGCUGCACUCACCCCGUUGUAAUCAAUAAAAGCCAUGUGCUGACUAAUGCAAAAAAGAAAAAUCUGCACCUUGAAAGUUUUUGUUUUAAAUUUGAAAAAAAAGGGGGUUUGUGUCGCUUAUGGCACUGACGUGAAUGUUUAGACUGAAUUUGAUAAUAUUGGGAAAUCCUUUAAAUUGUAUCUUGGAUUAACAUUUUUAUCAUACCGGCGCCACUCCUCUGCUUCUAGUUUUGAACUAAAUGGGGGAGCUUGUAGUAAUAUAAACUGAAUAAAAGUGUGACUGUGAAUAAUUUAA
This is a messenger RNA of Fundulus heteroclitus (mummichog), 2660 nucleotides long. It is a transcript of the gene lpar6a, whose product is annotated as lysophosphatidic acid receptor 6a. Lineage: Eukaryota; Metazoa; Chordata; Actinopteri; Cyprinodontiformes; Fundulidae. The transcript has a single exon. The coding region runs from base 765 to 1826 and encodes 353 amino acids. Gene Ontology annotation, molecular function: lysophosphatidic acid receptor activity. The record is from RefSeq and is a predicted model, not a curated record. Gene Ontology annotation, cellular component: membrane. Gene Ontology annotation, biological process: phospholipase C-activating G protein-coupled receptor signaling pathway; positive regulation of Rho protein signal transduction.